AGUGCUACGCCGUGUUUCAGUGCGCCCAGCCACGAGCCGAACGCGAAAAACGGUUUUGAGAAAUAUUUUUGAAACAUUUCAUUUGCAUUUGCAUUCAGCUCCUUGCAGCUAACUGAAUUUUAUAUAAUAAGCAACGCCGUGAAACCGCUGCAGCAGCAUCAGCAGCCGCCAUGCAGGUCUUCGAUAACAAUAUGCGCCGUGCCUCACGUCGCGCCUCAUUGCGCCGUGGCUCGAUUUCGGCGCUGCCCCAGAAAUCGGCCGAGAUUCCAUGGGACAUCUUCGAGCGACUCUUUAUGCCGUUCCUGUUCUGCCAGGCGGCUGCCAUUGUCAGUUCGCAUCUGCUGCAUGCGCUGAACAUUUCAAACAUCUCAACAUUUGCGGUAUUCGUCUGGUUCGCCCUGUCCACCGUGGGAGCGGUGCUGUUCUACCACUUUGUGAAGGUUUCGGCAUCGGGCAAAGGUGUGCUAAUCACCGGCUGUGACGCGCCUUUGGCCUGGUAUCUGGCUAAGAAAUUGGACGAUCUGGGCUUUACUGUCUACGCGGGCUUUGCGUCGUCCAUCGAAGACUCCGACGAGGCCAAAAUCCUGAAAGAGGAGACAUCAGGACGCAUGAAGCUGUUGAAUGUCGACGUUACCUCCGAGAAGAGCCUUUUGGAAGCGGCCCGUUAUGUCUCGCAGCAUUUGCCACAUGGCGCCGAGGGCCUGUGGGCUGUAGUUCACGGUGCCACUUGGAUUGCGCUUGGUGAGCUGGAGUGGAUACCGUUUACCGUGCUGCGCAAAAGCUUGGAUCUCAAUCUACUCGGCGCCGCUCGUCUGACUCAAAUCUUUUUGCCGCUGGUGCGCCGUGCCCAUGGACGUGUGGUGUUCCUUACCUCUGGCCUGAACCGAGUGCCCUCGCCGGUGCGUGGCAUCCAGUGCGCCACUCAGGCGGCCGUCGACUCCUUCGCUGCCUGUCUGCGCCAGGAGAUGCGCACACGUGGCGUGGAUGUGUCUGUGGUGGCGGCGGGCGAGUUUGCACCGGGCAAUGGUUGGCUCAACGACACGGAGCUGCGCGAACAGGCCAAGCAAAUGUGGAACCAGUUAUCCUCGGAGCAAAAGAAAACCUACGGCGAGGACUACUACGAGGCGGCCAUGACAUCCGUGGAGAAAUACUCGCGCCAGGCCGCUGACAUUCAGCCCACGCUGCGCGUGCUCAUCGAUGCCGUGACUAGGACCUUCCCCAUGGCCCGCUACACGCCCGUCACUGCCAAGGAGAAGCUGCAAAUAUUCUUGGCCGAACACUUGCCGCCCUCACUGUACGAGUCCAUCUAUGGCGAGCAAAAGAAAUUUGUCUAUUAAAAAUUAUUUUGUUUUGUUGCCCAUUUCCGUUUCCGAUUCCGAUUCCGUUUCCGUUCCCCCUCUGUCUUCACUUAUGACCCAUUUUGCCCAACCCCACUUGACGACGCCUCUGCAUAUUGUGUCCCUCCCACGAAAUUGUUAUUAUUUUUCUACUGCUCCGCUAUGGUCUAAAGCGCAUUUAAGAUGAGGCAACGCGUUGUCACUACUCACUGAGCAUUUAGCGUUUCUCUUCAUACAACUAGUUAUAUCUACUUUAUCAUCUAUCUCAGUCUAUCAAUUCUAUUCCCCUCUCUCACUCUCUAUCUCUACCGCUCUCUCUGAAAUUAUGCGUCACUCGAUAUUUAUAUUUUUGUUCUGUUUCCUUUUAGUUCGUAGCGUGAAUUGUAAAUCAUA
Molecule: messenger RNA, 1730 nt
Organism: Drosophila navojoa
Lineage: Eukaryota; Metazoa; Arthropoda; Insecta; Diptera; Drosophilidae
Product: D-beta-hydroxybutyrate dehydrogenase, mitochondrial
Biological process (GO): steroid metabolic process
Cellular component (GO): intracellular membrane-bounded organelle
Molecular function (GO): oxidoreductase activity
Source: RefSeq, a predicted model, not a curated record